CGGAAGUGUCUCUACAGAGCGGAAACAACAUGUCGCCUCGUGUUUGACAGGUUGGUUUGACUCCAGUUAGCAAGUUUAACACAACUGAACCUCAUACGACUGUCAUCAGCUUCUACAGUUCAACCGCUGUAAAUGUGAGAGCUGUGACAUAUCAACCAGUCGUACCACUGUAUCUACUAUACAAAUACAACAUGUCCUCCCAGGAAGAUGUGGCUGCAGAGCCAGGCCCUGACACAAUGGGAUCCUCCUCCUCCUCCUCCUCCUCCUCCUCCACUGAGAAUGAUGCCACCACUGGGGACAUCAUCACCGUCACCAUUGGAGCAACGGUGCCCACAGGGUUUGAGCACACUGCUGCAGAAGAGAUCAAAGAGAAAAUUGGGGUUGAUGCACGUAUAAGCAAAGAUCGUGGGCGCGUAUACUUUCCAAUAACCACUGACAAGCUUUUCCAGGUCCAUCUCCUGAGGUCUGUGGACAAUCUGUUUGUUGUGGUUGAGGAAUAUGAUCAUUACCAGUUCAAAGAAUCAAAGGAGGAGACACUGAUGGAGCUGCAGCAGCUUGCCUCUAAACUGUCCUGGACCAAUGCUUUAGAGGUUUGGAAACUAAAUCGCACCCUAAAAAAGAAGAAAGGCUACCGGAAAGGAGGAAACGGCAACAAAGUCAAACCUACCAGCGAGGCCACUGAUGCAGCUGCUGCUGACACCGAGCAGCAAGAGCUCCUUCAAGGAGCGUCUGCCGCUGAAAGCCAGACGAAGGCCGAGAGCACGCCCGAUGUGGAUUCAAGUGCACAGGACUCGGGGGAGGCAGCACCACCCGAGGCCAAACUCAUCAAGUUUCGUGUGACGUGCAACAGGGCCGGUGACAAACACAGCUUUUCCUCUAAUGAGGCAGCCAGAGAUUUUGGUGGAGCCGUGCAAGAAUUCUUCCAGUGGAAAGCAGACAUGACAAAGUUUGACGUUGAGGUGUUACUAAACAUACACAAUGAAGAGGUGAUAAUCGGCAUUGCCCUCACAGAAGAGAGUCUUCACAGGAGAAACAUCAGUCACUUUGGACCCACUACUCUGCGGUCGACUUUGUGCUAUGGAAUGCUCAGGCUGUGUAAACCUCAGGUAUCCGAUAUAAUACUUGAUCCAAUGUGUGGGACUGGAGCUAUACCAUUGGAGGGGGCCAUUGAAUUUAACAGUUCAUUCUACAUUGCCGGUGACAACUAUGACAUGGCCGUUAACCGCACAGUCAAUAAUAUAUGUCACAUCCAGAAACGGAGGGCAGAAAAGGGCAGUGCAUCUGGAUUGCCCAUUGACACAGUGCGUUGGGAUCUGUGUAAUUUACCCGUAAGGACCAGCUCUGUUGACAUAAUCAUCACUGACAUGCCCUUUGGGAAGAGAAUGGGCUCUAAGAAGAAGAAUUGGGACCUUUACCCAUCCUGUCUGAGAGAAAUGGCCCGUGUGUGCAGACCAGGCUCCGGAAAGGCUGUCUUGUUGACACAGGACAAGAAAUGUUUUUCCAAGGCUAUCUCGAGGAUGGGAGGACUGUGGAAGAAGCUGCUCACUGUUUGGGUCAAUGUCGGCGGUUUACAUGCUGGAGUCUACCUCCUCAAGCGGACCGGGGCCGUGUUUGGGCAAACUCCGGAGGAUGUCUAUGAAUCACGAGGAAAGGUUAAUACACAGGGGGACGAGAAGGAUGACAAGCAGCUCUCCUAAUUCACGUCCUGAGUUUAAGUUCUGAAUUUGUAUUUGAGACCAUGUUCGAUUAACAUUAUUUAUCUUCUCUUAGUCCAGGUUCUCUGGGCAAGUGAGCCAAGCAGCUUCAAGUGUAUCAUUUUUGUAUUUCUCAUUUGUUUUAAUGAGACAAAUGCCUAACUGGAAAGAGAACAGCUGUUUUCAUGUCCACCAGAGCUGUGCUCUCACACUCUGUUUGACUGGCAGUUAACUGUUCAGACACCAGCUUCACUGCAAACCUCAAACCCGCUGUGUCCUCUUAACAGUAACUGCUCAUUGCCAUGUGUUCUGAUUUAAUAAAGAUUCAAACAAAA
Molecule: messenger RNA, 2029 nt
Organism: Dicentrarchus labrax (European seabass)
Lineage: Eukaryota; Metazoa; Chordata; Actinopteri; Moronidae
Gene: thumpd3
Product: THUMP domain containing 3
Exons: 10
Coding region: 192-1697 (501 amino acids)
Biological process (GO): tRNA methylation
Molecular function (GO): RNA binding; tRNA (guanine) methyltransferase activity
Source: RefSeq, a predicted model, not a curated record